CCGUCAAAUAGACAGCGGCAGUGCGUUUCGAGUGUACUUAUGUUAAAAAUCUUAUUUUUUCUCCUAUAGUAAAAUUAUAAGUUAUUUCAAAGAAAUAUUCAAUAUUAGUCUAUUCUUAUAAUAUAUAAUGGGUAAACAAGGUUUCGUUGCCAUAGUUAAAGAUUUUUAUUACGACCCUUUCAAAUGGUCACUUGUGAAGAGUGUCGGAUUUUUCGCAUUUGGUGUCGCCAUCGCGAGCGAGUGCACCGGCCUUGAAGUGAUGCCCGCCGUUCCACAAUAGUCAAAUUAACAAUACAAAAUAUUAGAAAAAUAACGUUAAAAUGCUAAAUUAUUUACUAAUAACGUUAUGCCUAGCACAUGUUGCUGUGUGCCAAGAUCAGAAUCCAAAUAUUGUCGUUAUUUUAACCGACGAUCAAGAUGUCGUGUUGGGCGGCAUGAAUCCAAUGAAGAAUGUCCAUCGCUUCAUUGGAAAUGAAGGGACGACUUUUACGAAUUCCUUUGUCACGUCUCCGAUAUGUUGCCCAAGUCGAGCCAGUUUCCUCUCCGGCCUUCACGUGCACAACCACAUGACCUGGAACAACAGCGUCAGUGGUGGCUGUUACAGUCGCACCUGGAGAAAACUCGAAACUCGGACCUUUGCUACCGCUCUGAAAGAUUCUGGAUAUAAUACGUUCUACGCUGGGAAAUAUUUAAAUGAGUAUGGUGUCCAUGCGACUGGCGGUCCCGAACAAAUCCCACCGGGAUGGAGCGAGUGGCACGGCUUAGUUGGCAACUCCGUCUAUUACAACUAUACCAUAUCAAAUAAUGGCGUGCCCACAUAUUCUACUGAUCUAUACCUCACUGAUAUAAUUCGAGACUUAAGCUUGAACUUCAUAGAAAAUCAGACAGAGUCGCAGCCUUUUCUCAUGGUGCUGGCGCCCCCCGCACCCCACCAGCCCUUCACUCCUGCCCCGAGACACCAGGGUGUCUUCAGCAACGUCACCACUGUCAGACACCCAAACUUCAAUAUAGCUGUCAAUGAUAAGCACUGGCUCCUGUCUAUGCCCCCUGCACCAUUGCCCGCUGAGAUGAUACCAGACCUGGACAAAGUAUAUCGAAGCCGAUGGGAGAGUCUCUUGGCUGUUGAUGAAAUGGUCGCAGAUGUUGUCGAAGCUUUAGAUUCCAACUCCCUCUUGACCAACACCUACUUAAUAUAUACGUCGGACAAUGGAUACCACAUUGGACAAUUUUCUCAAGUUUACGACAAGAGGCAACCAUAUGAGACUGAUAUUAGAGUACCACUCCUCAUAAGAGGUCCUAAAGUACAAAAAAAUGUUACCAAUGACCAACCAGUCUUAAACAUAGACUUAGCGCCGACGAUAAUGGAGCUAGCUGGUCUAUUACCACCAAAGAGUUUAGAUGGAAAACCUAUAAACUUUGAUGCUUUGAAUAAGGACUUCGAGCGGAAUAUGCUCGUUGAAUACUAUGGGGAAGGGAGGGACGGUACUGUGGAUCCGAGUUGUCCUUGGAAAUAUGAUAGCGAUAAUCUUGCUCAAUGUUACCCGGAAUACGAUUGCAAAUGUCAAGAUUCCAAAAACAAUACAUUCGCCUGUUUGCGACACAUAUCAAACCGAAUAAACAAGAAAUAUUGCAGUUUCGCUGAUUCGGAGAAUUUCACAGAAAUGUAUGACAUAGACAACGAUCCUUAUGAACUGACGAACAUUAUAGACAAAGAGUUACCAUCAGUGAAACAUUGGUACAAGCUAAUGUUGUCACAAAUGAUUACCUGCAAGGGAUACAGCAACUGUGACAACCCGCUUCAACAACCCAAAAUAUAUGGAUAAGCAACUAACAUAUAAUAGUGACACUCCAGCUCAUUAUGAUCCAGAAUACAAAUAUGCAUUUCUAAUGAAUUCAUCAAGUAUUUACUCUUGGGAAUCAUAUUUUAUUAUUCUGAUUAAUUAGUUACCUUUAAAAAUAAAAUAAAAACGUAGAUUAGCUGAGUAGGUAUCGACUCACAUUUAUUUAAUCACAUAUUUAAACGUGAUGUAUUACUGUGCUGUGAAUUGGGAAUGAGCCAAAGUAAUAAGGACUGAUGCCUUAGAACGCAUAUAGUUUAGGGCAUUAUUUGGAAAGCCAAAUCGUAGUUACAGUGGGUUCGCUAUUUUGAGGCCCCAUCAGAGUAUGGAUUGACCUCAGGUGAUAUGUCUAGAUAGUAUGUUACCCCAAUUAUUAAAAAUAACUAUAU
Molecule: messenger RNA, 2227 nt
Organism: Vanessa atalanta (red admiral)
Lineage: Eukaryota; Metazoa; Arthropoda; Insecta; Lepidoptera; Nymphalidae
Product: N-acetylglucosamine-6-sulfatase-like
Exons: 10
Coding region: 321-1823 (500 amino acids)
Biological process (GO): glycosaminoglycan metabolic process
Molecular function (GO): glycosaminoglycan binding; N-acetylglucosamine-6-sulfatase activity
Source: RefSeq, a predicted model, not a curated record